AUGGCGGAACGCGACUCGGCCGGUGACGGACUCACGGUGAAGGAAGAACGUAAGAACGUCGGCCGGCGAGCUACAGAGGUUCCUCGAUCGGUAGAUACGAAGAGCGAGGACGAACGCGAGGAGGGCGAGGAGGGCGAGGAGGGCGAGGGGGGCCAGGCCAGGAGGUUCCGCGUGGGCGAGCUGGUGUGGGGGCCGGUGCGGGGCCACGCGUCGUGGCCCGGCGCGCUGGCCGCCCGCGCCGCGCGCGCUGCUGGGGCUCAGCGAGGGGCUGGAGGCGCACCACGCCGCGCGCUCGCACCUGCGGAAGAGCAGGAAACUGAACGCGCGGCUCGAGAGCGCGAUACAGGAGGCGAUGGCGGAGCUGGACAAGAAGAGCGAGGCCGCGCCCGCGCCCGGGGCCGGGGCCGCGCCCGCGCCGCGUCGCGCCCGAAGGCUCAAGGCGGCGCCGCGCAGCUCGCGAUGACGCCGCCGACGGCGCCGGGCCGCGGGUGGUUUGUGUUCGCGAUCGAGUUGCGCCGACCCCGUCAUCACAGUUUUAUUUUCGUAAGAAUAUCAUCACAAAUCAGCACGAGCUUUCCGAAGAACACUAUUUGGCCGUUUCGAUCGACGCCACGGCGAGCCGCUGCCGUUCCGCGUUUUAGAUUGAACGUUAGGAACGAAAGCGAUUUAAAAAAAGUAUUUCGAAACUUCACUCGAUGGACCAAAGAAAAUUAAUGUUGCGAAGACCGGAUUAAUGAUAUCGGUGGAAAUUGGACAUAGGCUAUAAAUAAAAGAAUUAUUAAACGCUCGAUUGUAAGACGGCGGAACUGUUUCAUGUUUACACGCGACAAUUGUGAUUUAAAAUCGUCUUUGUUGCACACUAUACGUGUUAGAAUAAGGUACUAUAAUCUCGAGUUAGGAUCCUCAAAUAACUAACCUGUCAUCGACGCGCGCGUACAAGUUAGGCGAGUGUAAAUUUAUAUAAGAGAAGGUAUAUAUAUACCCUGUACAUUUUUAUAUGUUUUGUUAGAGAGUAAUAAAUAAGUAUAACAUGAUUUCUAGUCAAAUAUUGAGCAUAUUAAUGUAGAUAUUGAAUACGGACAAUAAGACAAGGCCUGGCGGCGGCGGUGAGCGUCGAGUACGACAUUGUUUUGGUUACAUAACCCAUAAGUACAGUCGGUUAAUUUUGCACUAGUACUUUGUUUGCUAAUAAUAAUUUAUUAAUUUUUAUGCGUUGUUUUAAGAAGUUCUAAUUACACCUCAAAUUGCGAGUUUAUCCCGUCGUGAAGCAUCAACCCUUCAGACUUCAGAACAAAGUAUACACAGAUAUCUUUAACGGGCCUAAAACAUUAAAUUGAUUAAAAUAUCACAAUUUAUAAAUUGAGAUGC
Messenger RNA from Hyposmocoma kahamanoa, 1368 nucleotides. Its product is annotated as carboxypeptidase D-like. NCBI's taxonomy places the organism in Eukaryota, Metazoa, Arthropoda, Insecta, Lepidoptera, Cosmopterigidae. The transcript has 3 exons. Bases 1 to 714 code for a protein of 237 amino acids. The record is from RefSeq and is a predicted model, not a curated record.